Molecule: messenger RNA, 516 nt
Organism: Anneissia japonica
Lineage: Eukaryota; Metazoa; Echinodermata; Crinoidea; Comatulida; Comatulidae
Exons: 1
Coding region: 1-516 (171 amino acids)
Source: RefSeq, a predicted model, not a curated record
AUGUGGCGAUAUUUCACGUCUAAAGGAACCAAUAAAUAUAUCGAUGCGCUGCCCAAACUUAUUUCUAGUUACAACAAUUCAAAACACAGAUCUAUUGGCACAGCGCCUACACUCGUUACAAAAGAAAACGAACAUGACUUAUGGCAAACUCUAUACGGAAACAAGCAACGAGCCAAGAAACAAGGUUUAAGUUUAAAACCGGUGAUCAAGUUCGUAUUAGUAGAUGUAAAAUGCCUUUUAGGUUAUCUAGCGAACAGGACGGAAGAAAUAUUUACAAUAUCCAAUCGUAAAGGAACGCCUGCUCCAACGUAUAAAGUAAAAGACUGGAAUGGAGAAGAAAUCGAUGGUACAUUCUAUGAGAAAGAGUUACAAAAAGUUUCUAAAACCGAUAAAGAUACCUAUCGCGUGGAAAAGGUCUUACGAAAGCGAAAACGCAAUGGUAAAACGGAGUACUUUGUUAAAUGGUUAGGCUACCCUUCAAAAUUCAACAGUUGGGUACAGAAUCUAGUCAGAUAA